UCCGAGCGCCAAGCAGUUUGCCCGCUCCUUAGACGCGGGAUGUUGCGGAGGUAUUGCUGUUUACUAGGAUGUUGCGCAUUGUGAGCUGGAACAUAAAUGGAAUCCGAAGUCCCCUGCAAGGGGUGGUGUGCCAGGAAACCAGCAACAGUACCUCCAUGGCCAUGAGACGCAUUUUGGAUGAACUGGAUGCUGAUAUUGUCUGUCUCCAGGAGACCAAAGUGACUAGGGAUGUGCUGACAGAGCCCCUGGCUAUCGUUGAGGGCUAUAACUCCUAUUUCAGCUUCAGCCGCAGCCGAAGUGGCUAUUCUGGUGUAGCUACCUUCUGUAAGGACAGCGCUACCCCAGUGGCUGCUGAAGAAGGCCUGAGUGGCUUGUUUGCCACCCAGAAUGGGGACGUGGGUUGUUACGGAAACACGGAUGAGUUCACACAAGAGGAGCUCCGAGCUCUGGAUAGCGAGGGCCGGGCCCUCCUUACACAGCACAAGAUCCGCACUUGGGAAGGAAAAGAGAGGACCUUGACCCUUAUCAACGUGUACUGCCCCCAUGCAGACCCUGGGAAGCCUGAGCGGCUGACCUUUAAGAUGCGCUUCUAUCGUUUGCUACAGAUCCGAGCAGAAGCCCUCUUGGCAGCUGGCAGCCAUGUGAUCAUUUUGGGUGACCUGAAUACAGCCCACUGCCGCAUUGACCACUGUGAUGCAGUCAACCUGGAAUGCUUUGAAGAGGACCCAGGACGCAAAUGGAUGGACAGCUUACUCAGUAACCUGGGGUGCCAGGCUGGAUCCCAUGGAGGGCCCUUCAUUGAUAGCUACCGCUAUUUCCAACCAAAGCAGGAGAGGGCCUUUACCUGCUGGUCCGUGGUUAGUGGUGCCCGACAUCUCAACUAUGGUUCUAGGCUUGACUAUGUGCUGGGGGAUAGGACCCUGGUAAUAGACACCUUCCAGAACUCCUUCCUGCUACCUGAGGUGAUGGGCUCUGACCACUGCCCUGUGGGUGCCACCUUGAAUGUGUCCUCUGUGCCUGCAAAACAGUGCCCUCCUCUGUGCACCCGCUUUCUCCCUGAGUUUGCAGGUACCCAGCUCAAGAUUCUCCGCUUCCUAGUUCCUCGUGAACAAGAACCUGUGUUGGAAAAGUCAGCGCUGAGGCUCAGCAAUCAAACACAGGUACAGAAGCAGCAAAACAAAGUCCGUGUGCGCUCAACCAGGCCUCGGCCAAGUCAGGCUAAUUCCAGAAGAGGCCAGACAAACCUGAUGAGCUACUUCCAGCCCUCCUCCAGCCAUUCCAAAACUUCUCCUGAAUUGGAGCUGCUUAGCUUGCCUCUGGUGAACAACCUCACAACCCCAAAGACACUAGAAGAGGAGGUGAUAGCCAGAGAGGUAGAAGGGCAGGCCAAGCACUCAGAGAGUAAAGAAGAAAAGGAGUUACGGACCUCAUUCUGGAAGUCUGUGCUUGGGGGACCUUCACCCAUGCCCCUCUGCAGUGGGCACAGGGAACCAUGUGUGAUGCGAACUGUAAAAAAGCCAGGACCCAACCUGGGCCGCCACUUUUACAUGUGUGCCAGGCCCCGGGGUCCUCCCAGUGACCCUUCCUCCCGCUGCAACUUCUUUCUCUGGAGCAAGCCCAGCUGAACCCAUGGAGACCUAGGGAUAUCUGGCAUGAUCACCCAUUCUAUGCUGCCUUCUUCCCUAAGGCCUCCUUGCUUCCCUUCUCUUUUUUGGGGGGGAGGGGGUUCCAGGGAUUGAGCUCAGGAGCACUCAACUACUGAGCCACAUCCC
Molecule: messenger RNA, 1772 nt
Organism: Marmota flaviventris (yellow-bellied marmot)
Lineage: Eukaryota; Metazoa; Chordata; Mammalia; Rodentia; Sciuridae
Gene: Apex2
Product: apurinic/apyrimidinic endodeoxyribonuclease 2
Biological process (GO): base-excision repair
Cellular component (GO): nucleus
Molecular function (GO): DNA-(apurinic or apyrimidinic site) endonuclease activity; phosphoric diester hydrolase activity; zinc ion binding
Source: RefSeq, a predicted model, not a curated record